Triticum turgidum subsp. durum (durum wheat) is the source of this 417-nucleotide messenger RNA. Lineage: Eukaryota; Viridiplantae; Streptophyta; Magnoliopsida; Poales; Poaceae. The record is from the annotation of a GenBank genome assembly.
AUGGCCGCCCUAACCCAAGGCGCCAUUGACGGGCUGCUGGGCGUCGCGGCCAAGGCGAUCACCGACGAGGCACAACUGAUCGGCGGCGUCCCCGGCGACAUGCAGUUCAUCAAGGAUGAGAUGAACAGCAUGAAUGGGUUCCUGCUGCACCUGACCAAGACGGAGGGCCAGCACGACGACCAGGUCCGCGCAUGGAUGAAGCAGGUGCGCGAGAUCGCCUACGUCGCCGAGGACUGCGUCCAGCGCUACAUCCACGACAUGGUCCCGAAUGAAGCUGCUUGUUGUAGAUCCCUGGGCGCCCUUGCCGCCAUGGCGCACCUACUCCUCCUCCACCCCAAGAAGUUUCGUCGGCUCCACACAGGGCCGUCUCCAGAAAUUUGGGGGCCCGGGACGAAAAUCGAAAUAGGAACAGGUUGA